This is a messenger RNA of Theobroma umbraticum, 2965 nucleotides long. RefSeq lists its product as uncharacterized. The record is from RefSeq and is a predicted model, not a curated record. Gene Ontology annotation, biological process: protein phosphorylation. Lineage: Eukaryota; Viridiplantae; Streptophyta; Magnoliopsida; Malvales; Malvaceae. Gene Ontology annotation, molecular function: protein binding; ATP binding; protein kinase activity.
CCAUCAUACUGGACCCUCUCAAUACUUUAUACAACAACAUUAUUUUAUUUCGUUAAAAUAGAAUGAUUUCAACCUAGUCCUUCCCCUUCUAGCAGCUUUUCUUUGCAUACAAGUUUACAUAUUGUAAUCCAAGAGGAAACGACCAGAUGUAUUGGAACUUGUUUCAGCACAUGUGCCUGCCACUUCAAGCACUCACAAAUCACCCUUGAAAGCAAACCUGAAAAAAAAGAUCGAAACAUCAGUGGAUUCCACACAAAACAUGAAGAAUAAAAACAUGCUGUUGUUUUUCCAGUACCAUGUUAUCUUCUCAGUCAUUAUUUUCCUUGUUUCUUCGGCCUCUUUACCUCCACCUGCAAUUUACCUUCUCCAGUUACUUGACAGCCUCCCAAAGCACACGCAACGUUUGUUACCCUGGAAUCAAUCCAAUUCUCCGAAGUCUCAUUGCCAAUGGGCAGGAGUGUCUUGCUACUCCAAGAAGAGUUUUCAGGUCAGAGCCUUGAAUCUAUCUGGCUUUGGGCUAUCUGGUAUAUUAAACAACUCUGUCCCUUAUCUUUGUCUCCAUAAGUAUAUGGUCUCUCUUGACCUCAGUGGCAACAGUUUCAGUGGUAACAUACCUCAAAUGCUGGGAAACUGUGGCCAACUCAAUACCAUUCUUCUCAAUGAUAAUGGCUUUGGUGGGUCAAUCCCUCAUCAAAUUUUCAUGUCAAAGUCGCUUAGAAGGAUUGACUUGGGCUAUAACUCUCUAUCUGGUGAAAUUUCCCCUGAGGUAAGUCUUUGCACAAAUUUGGAAUAUAUUGGACUUUACAACAACUUUCUAAGUGGAGAGGUUCCAAGUGGAAUGUUUUCUUUACCAAAUUUGAAGUUCAUCUAUUUGAACACAAAUAACCUCACCGGUUCAUUACCUGAUUUCACACCUUCAUGUGGAAUUUUAGAUCUUUGGAUUCACGAGAAUGAAUUUUCCGGGUCUUUACCGCAUACCCUGGGAAACUGCUACAACCUUAGUACGUUUAUAGCAUCUUACAACAAUUUUGGAGGGGUCAUUCCACCAGAGACUUUUAAGGGUCUUUUGCAACUUGAAGUUCUGUAUCUUGAUGAAAACAAUCUUGAGGGGGAAAUUCCAGACACUUUCUGGAGUCUCAAAAACUUACAAGAGCUAGUUCUUUCAGGGAACAAGCUCAAUGGAACAAUUUCUGAGAGGAUUGCUCAAUGCAAUCAGCUAGCGGUUAUUGCUCUUUCAGGUAAUAAUUUGGUUGGUCGCAUUCCUCAGUCAAUAGCAAAUCUUACAGGUUUAACUUAUUUAUUUAUCUUUAACAACAUGCUUAAUGGCUCAUUACCUCCUGAGCUUGGAAACUGCAGUUCACUUGUUGAACUUAGGCUUCAGCACAACUUCAUUGGAGGAAGGAUCCCACCAGAAAUUUGCAAUCUCGAAAGUCUUGAGGUCCUUUUUAUGUUCAGCAAUCAUAUUGAAGGCCGCAUUCCACAAGGAAUUGGUAGGAUGAGCAACCUGGCGCAGUUGGCUUUGUAUAACAACAGUUUGACUGGUGGAAUCCCAACUCAAAUUGUUCAAUUAAAGAAAUUGAGAUUUCUAUCCCUGGCUCACAAUGAUCUCACUGGGGAGGUGCAAUUUGAGCUCAGGAAAAAUUUUCCUGCUCUGGUCAGAUUGGACUUAUCAGGGAACCGCCUUAAUGGAUCAAUUCCAUCCGGAAUAUGUGCUGGCGGUAAUUUUUCAGUUUUAGCCCUUGGGAACAACGGUUUCAGUGGGAGCUUUCCUACUGAAAUUGGAAAAUGCUCAUCCCUCAAGAGGGUGGUCCUUAGAAACAAUCUUUUGCAAGGGCCUAUACCAGCAGAUUUGGAAGAGAACUCUGGAAUUUUCUUCCUGGACGUCCAAGGAAACUUGAUUGAAGGAAAGAUUCCCUCAGUGUUUGGUCACUGGACCAAUCUUUCAAUGCUUGAUUUCUCACGAAAUAGGCUCUCUGGCUCUAUACCUUCAGAGCUUGGGAAGCUUGAGAAUCUACAAAUUUUAAGGGUUUCUUCUAAUAGACUCACAGGGAGCAUUCCCUCUGAAUUGGGUCAUUGCAAAAAGAUUAUCAAAUUGGACCUUAGUGCCAAUUAUCUUUCAGGAAGUAUUUCUUCAGAGAUAUUAUCAUUGCCAAAAUUGCAGAGCCUUCUACUUCAAGAGAACAAACUCAUUGGAAUUAUUCCUGAUUGUUUUUCAUCCCUUCAAAGCCUAUUCGAGUUGCAGCUUGGAAGUAACAUGCUUCAAGGUCCCAUCCCAUGCAGUUUGAGUAACCUUCACCAUUUCAGUUCAGUUCUUAAUUUAAGCAACAACAGGCUCUUUGGUGAAAUACCUGCAUGCCUCGGCAAACUAGACAAGCUACAGAUUCUUGAUCUCUCGAGCAACAGUUUCUAUGGCGAGAUACCAGCAGAUAUGAACAACAUGAUCUCCCUCUACUUUGUGAACAUAUCAUUCAAUCACCUCAAAGGAAAAUUACCGUCUGCUUGGAUGAGGAUCAUAGCUUCAUAUCCUGGAUCUUUAAUCGGAAACUCAGAACUUUGCCCGCUAGGAGAUGAAGCUGGUUAUUGUCGGGAACUUAGAAAAGGCAACAGCAGGGGAAGGGUGCUGGCUGGUGUAAUUACUGCUGUGGUAGUCUCCGUGGCAUUGCUUUGUGCAGUGAUAUAUAUAUUGGUGGUUAGACUCCUGCAAAAAAAACAUUCUUUUGAUCAAACUCUUCUCCAUGAAAGACAGUCGAGAACCGAAGAUCUACCUGAGAAUUUGAAAAUUGAAGAUAUUAUUCGUGCUACAGAAGGAUGGAGUGACAAGUAUAUCAUCGGAAGAGGCAAACAUGGAACAGUUUACAGGGCAGAAUCUUCCGACUCUAGGAACCACUGGGCUGUCAAGAAGGUGAAUUUGUCCGACACAAACUUCAGACUUGAAUUGAGAACUCUGGGCUUGAUUAGGCAUCGG